CGUCAAUUUGAUAUGAGUUAUCAGUCAGAUGAAUAGUGAACUUUGUGCUCAAGUAAUUGUUAAACUUUUGUAAGUUGUUUUUUAACUAUUAAACGUAGUGUUUAGCAUGUAACAUGACUAAAAAUGUCGAAGUUAUCAGAAAUAAGAAUACUUUACGAGGCGAAAUUAAAAGAAGUGGUACCAACACCGACAUUCGAUCCAAGGGAUUUGGAAAAAGUAAAAAAUGAUAAAUACUUAUACAGGGUACUAGAACACCACUCGAAUAAUGUCCAAAUGGCCGCUGAUAUGUUAUUUAACAUCAUGGUGUGGAGAAAAGAAAAUAAUAUUAACGAUAUAAACGAAAGCACCGUAAAUCUGGACGUUCUUAAACAAGGCCUUUAUUUCCCACACGGUCGAGACAUAGAUAGUUGUUUGCUUCUAGUUAUGCGUUCAAAGGUUUACGCAAAAGGUCAAGACGUUGAGGCAGUGAAAAAAGUUUUUAUAUACUGGCUGGAGAGACUGGAACGUGAAGAAGGCGGGAAGAAAAUUACAUUAUUCUUUGACAUGGAUGGCUGCGGUGUGAAUAAUAUGAACAUAAAUAUCAUCAGCUACAUGAUAAACGUUUUGAAGUGUUAUUAUCCAAAUUUCAUUAAUUACGUUAUAAUAUUUCAAAUGCCAUGGAUUCUAUCGGCGGGUUUCAAAAUCGUGAAGGAAAUGUUGCCAGCGCAAGCGAUUGAAAGGCUGCGAAUGGUGAAUAAAGACAAAUUGAAGGACUUGGUAGCGCCGGAGCAAGCGCUGGUCAGUUGGGGAGGCAAGGACACUUACAAAUUUACAUUUGAGCCUGAAGCAAAAGGAAACGAACCGAUCAAAAUACAAGAAGACGACAAUUACUCCCCCGGUGAAAUGUUACGUUUGAAACCGACGAAAACCCUACAGUUCAACUUCAUAAAUAACAAAAUAACAGCACAACUUAUUAUCACGAACAUGGAUGAUUCGUUAAUAGCGUUUAAGAUUAGAACGACGGCGCCUGAAAAGUACGCCGUGCGACCAAGCAGUGGUAUUCUACCGACGCGAGUAUCACAGAGUAUAGAAAUAAUCUUACAAUCGGGCUUCGAAAUCGACUCCGUUGAUAAAGAUAGGUUUCUUAUAGUGUCCGUACAUGUGCCUAAACUGAACAUGUCACAAAAAGAGCUGAGCACGAUUUGGAAAACUGCGGGCAGUAAUAUAGAUGAAUAUAGGCUGAAUUGUGCAAGUUUAACACAAAAAGCGACUCCCACAGUGAGCACAACAGGUGAUGUAUCUACUGUAUCUGUGAGUUUGCAAAAUGAUUUCAAUAAAUUACGUAAAAGCUUGAACUUUGUUAAAUGGUUUCAACUUCUAACAAUCGUCUUAAUGGUCGGUAGUAUUGUAUUGAAUGUGAUAAUAUACAAGAAUUCCAGGCAAUGUGAUAAAAUUUGACAUUUCUACUUACAAAAGAAUUUAUUUAUACAAUGAUUGUUAUAGUAGUCAACUUGUAUAUGAAAUCAUAUUCAAAUUUGUUCAAAUAAUGAAGUGAGACUGACUAAACAUUUCUGUGCAUUUUGAAUGCCAUUUGUGUGUGUUUUUUUUAUCAACAAAUUAUUGUUAUUCCUUCAUCUAAACGUAUGUAGCAUUUAAAUCUUACUAUAUAUUUAUAAAUAGUAUACUUGUUUGUCAGUACCACAUAAUUAUAUAUAUUAUAUAUAGCCUAUAGCAUGGGAUCACAUACAAAUCUAAUAGUGAAAGAAUCAUUAUAAUUGGUCAAAUAGUUCCUGAGAUUAACACCUUCAAGCAUAUAAAGAAACUCUUCAUAUAUUAAUAUAGAUUAUAUUUUUCAAGACAGUAUAUUAAAUAGGUGCUCUUUUUAGAAUAUUGUACUUGAGAAGGUCUAUUAAAUAGUGAUAAAUUUAAAAUUAUGUGAACAAAUUUUUCCUAUACUCUUUAAUUUCUUUAUCAUUUUAAAUAUGAACGAUAGAUUUAAUAUAGUUGACUAAGAUUUCAAUACCUACUUAUAAUAAUGUUUUUAAAACUAAAUGAAAGGAAUUUAAAAAGUAAAACAGGAUUGAUUUUUUUUGCCUUGUCUUGUUUUGUUAACAAAUCUCUUUAAUUUUGUGUAUUUUCGCAUAUUCGCUGUAAUAACUUCCUUUUUUCCCACAUUGUUCCAACAGUAUUUUUUUGUAUUUAUAUAAUGCACUAUAACUUUGUUUUUUGACAAAUCACAUAAUGCAGGAUCAAAUCUGGUAUCAACAAUGUUUUUUUUUCUUAUUUACUUUCGCAAUUUUAAAAAUGUUAUAAAAUGGUCCAAUAACUUUAAAUGAAUAAUAAAAUUAUAAGUAAAAUAAAGCAAAGCUAUCUCUUUCUAUCAUACUAUGUUAACCAUUAUUAGACGAAGAUAAAAUAUGUGAUAAGGCCAAUUUUUUAUAUUUUUUUUAUCUGUCAGUAAAGAUAAGGGUUAAUAACUUUUUAUUUAUGAAAUACAGAUAAAUCUAUUACGCGAUAAUAAUAGUACCAAGAUCACAGAGCCUCUUAGACAACUUAUUUUCGAAAAAUCUAAAGCAUACAACUUUCGGUUCAGUAUUCUCUUGUGUACUGUUUAAUACCUGAAUGUUUCACGAAUGAAUGUUACCAGUGACUACUGUGAAAAGUUUCAGAAAAUAAGUUGUGUCUUGCGGAUCUUACCCUAUAAUAUUUAUAUAAUAUAUAUGCCUUAUGUUACUUAGUAAUUAGUUGAAAAAAAAGAAUUGAAUUUAGAACAGUAAAUUUUUUUACAAAUUUCCUAACUCACUGCCAUGUAGAUUGAUGUCUAUGAAAUAUUGUAAUUUUAUACACUGAAUACAUUAAUUAUAUUUGUAAUAAAUUUAAUGAAUAUUUAUUAUAACUACAUAGUAUAUUAUGACAUUGAAUAUUUAAUGUUGUUAAAAGUGUGCAUAUAAUGUAUGAGUGUUGUUGUGAUACAAUUGUUACAGAAUAAAUUAAAGUAGGUAUUAGGGUUGCCACUUGCAUAGUAAGUUAAUCGCAUCCGUAUCAUUUCUUACAGAAUACAGUACUAAAUAAAUAAAUAUUUAUUCAUUUAAGUAUACAGUACUGUUGCGCUAUCAACAAGUGGAUUUAAAUAAGUGACGUUAAAAAUUAAUCAAAACGAAAUUGUGUUUUAGUAUUUAUUUUAUAAGUUAUCUAUGCUUCAAAUCAGUAACAGUUUUUAAUGAAAAAUAUUAAGUUGCUUUUUAAGUCACAAAAGCUAGCAACCCUAUGUAUAUUUUAUUGGGAAAAACUUAACAGAAAGAUGUAUAUUUUAUGGGGUAAAAGGCCGGUUUACGUUAUAAUAAUUGUAAUAUAUUAUAAGCUAUGACAACUACACAGGGUGAAUAUUGUUGUAACGUUUAUGAAAUAUAUUAUUUGAUUGAC
This is a messenger RNA of Zerene cesonia (dogface butterfly), 3402 nucleotides long. RefSeq names its product motile sperm domain-containing protein 2-like. The transcript has a single exon. Lineage: Eukaryota; Metazoa; Arthropoda; Insecta; Lepidoptera; Pieridae. The record is from RefSeq and is a predicted model, not a curated record. The coding region runs from base 124 to 1437 and encodes 437 amino acids.